Molecule: messenger RNA, 1446 nt
Organism: Helianthus annuus (common sunflower)
Lineage: Eukaryota; Viridiplantae; Streptophyta; Magnoliopsida; Asterales; Asteraceae
Product: 11S globulin seed storage protein 1
Exons: 4
Coding region: 45-1346 (433 amino acids)
Molecular function (GO): nutrient reservoir activity
Source: RefSeq, a predicted model, not a curated record
CUACAACCACCACAAUCACCAUCAUCAUCCACCACAUUACCACCAUGUCUAUCCUCUCUCUUUCACUAGCCUUCCUCUUACUCUUCCAUGGCACUUGCCUUGCUCUCCGACCCUUCCAACAAACCCAAAACCAGUGUCAGAUCCAAAGAAUCAAUGCCCUUGAACCGAAUGAACGCGUCGAAGCCGAAGCCGGUUUUACCGAGUUCUUCGAUUCCGGUGACCAGCAGUUCCAGUGUGCUGGAGUGGAGGUCAUCCGCCACCACAUCCAGCCACAAGGACUUAUGUUGCCUUCUUACAUAAACACUCCCCUCAUGGUCUACAUUCUCCAAGGGAGGGGUUAUCAAGGAAUAAUGUUACCCGGGUGUCCGGAAACGUUUCAGUCUUCGCAACAAGCCGAAGAACGCGGGUUCCAAGAUCGCCACCAGAAGAUCCGUCAUUUCCGGGAAGGUGAUAUGAUUAUCAUCCCUGCUGGAGCUGCUCACUGGAUGUACAACGAUGGACAAGAAGAGAUAGUUGCUAUUGUUAUGCUUGACUCCACUAACGAAGUUAACCAGCUCGACCAAUUCCAUAGGAGAUUCUUCCUGGCCGGAAACCCGAAACGAAGCGGUCAAGAGACACCAGAAGAAGGUUCCGGCAACAUUUUCCGGGGAUUCGAUCUCCAAAUGCUUUCUGAAGUGUUCCACGUUGACCAAGAAACAGCUUCAAAGCUUCAAAGCCCAGAUGACACAAGGGGUCACAUUGUGAUGGUGGAAAGAGGCCUUCAAGUUGUCCGACCGCCAAUCCGAAUUCAAGGUCCUGCUAAUGGUUUAGAAGAAACCUUUUGCUCAGCUAGAUUCACAGCCAACAUCAACGAUGUUUCGCGUCCCGAUUUCUUCAACCCGGAAGCUGGUUGGACCACUUAUCUUAACAGCUUCAAACUGCCUAUUCUUCAAAUGGUCCAACUUAGUGCCGAAAGAGGAGUUCUUUACAAUAAUGCUGUAAUGUCGCCAUACUGGAUGACGAACGCACACGAGAUCAUCCACGUGACACGCGGAAACAUGAGGAUGCAGAUAGUGAACAACGAGGGACAAGCCGUCUUUGACGACAUGAUCCAGGAAGGGCAGGUGGUGGUGGUGCCACAAAAUUUCGCGGUAAUAAAACAGGCUCAAGAACAAGGGUGCCGGUGGAUAUCUUUCAGGACCAACGACAACGCCAUGAUGAGCACAUUGGCGGGUAGAACAUCGGCUAUAAAGGCGAUGCCUGUGAGCGUGCUCAUGAACGCGUACCAGAUGUCCCCCGAGCAGGCGCGGAGCUUGAAGAAUAAUAGAAUGGAGACAAUGAUGUUCAACCCACGUUCUAGGUACUAGGUUUCGAGCAUGGAUGUAAGGAAUAAGAUGGUUAGGUUAUGUGUAACGUAAAGUUGUAAGUUGUAACCUAUGUGAAAAGAAAUAAGAGGUUUUAAUAAAA